Messenger RNA from Cimex lectularius (bed bug), 4478 nucleotides. RefSeq names its product segment polarity protein dishevelled homolog DVL-3 (gene dsh). Gene Ontology annotation, molecular function: frizzled binding. Bases 116 to 2170 code for a protein of 684 amino acids. Gene Ontology annotation, cellular component: cytosol. The record is from RefSeq and is a predicted model, not a curated record. The transcript has 13 exons. Gene Ontology annotation, biological process: intracellular signal transduction; canonical Wnt signaling pathway. NCBI's taxonomy places the organism in Eukaryota, Metazoa, Arthropoda, Insecta, Hemiptera, Cimicidae.
AGUUGUUGGUAGGACUGGCAAUUAUUAGACUGAUUUCGAUGGACGUCCAUAUUGAAAACAAGGGAAAUGUUUUACUGAUUUCAUUUUCAUUAUUUAAAGCCAAAUGUAAAUAAUAAUGGACGAGACGAAGGUGAUUUACCACAUAGACGACGAAGAGACGCCGUACCUGGUCAAGCUGAGCAUAGCACCUGAGAAAGUGACUCUCGCCGACUUCAAAAAUGUCCUCAACAGGCCUAAUUACAAAUACUUUUUCAAAUCUAUGGACGACGAUUUCGGGGUUGUCAAGGAGGAGAUCGUGGACGAUGACGCUCACCUGCCUUGUUUCAACGGACGUGUCGUUUCCUGGCUUGUGUCAGCCGAAGGCAGCAACCUUUCCGAUGGGACGUCCCAGUGUACGGAGAGUGCGAGCCAUUCGGACGGCAAGAAUCCUCCGGACAGGCACAAAGACAAUCACCAUGGACAUGGGUCCCGAAUGAACCAAGAUGACCUGACGUGCACUGAAACGGAGUCCAUUAUCAGUUCAAGACCAGGAGGUCAUCACCAUCAUGAACCUCGAGUUCAUGAUAAAUAUCACAAAUAUAAUGGCGUUAAGAUGAAUGGGCAUGGAAAAUUACCCCUUAGGCUUCAUGGAUAUGAGUCAUCGUCGAUUUUAAGUUCAGAGCUUGAAACAACUAGUUUUUUAGAAAGUGAUGAAGAAGAGGAUGAUGAUGCUUCUAGUAGGAUAACCACAACUACUGGAAGAGCAACAAACCUAUCAGUCGAUAGGGGUACUCUAGAAAGUGGGAGCGUGAUGUCUAGAAUAGUCGGUAGACGGAGACCACAAAGGAGAAAAAAACACAGGGCUCCAAUGUCCAGGACCUCUUCCUACUCUUCCAUCACCGAUUCGACGAUGUCUUUAAAUAUAAUUACUGUCAUCUUGAACAUGGAUACAGUCAAUUUUCUAGGUAUAAGCAUUGUUGGCCAAAGUAACAAGGGUGGCGAUGGAGGAAUUUAUGUUGGUUCAAUUAUGAAAGGUGGGGCCGUAGCGUUAGAUGGAAGGAUCGAACCUGGUGACAUGAUCCUUCAAGUCAAUGAUAUCAAUUUUGAAGACAUGUCGAACGAUGAAGCAGUUAGAGUUUUGAGAGAAGUGGUCCAGAAACCUGGGCCAAUUAAACUGGUAGUGGCAAAAUGUUGGGAUCCCAACCCCAAAGGAUAUUUCACAAUACCUCGAACCGAACCCGUAAGACCAAUAGAUCCUGGUGCCUGGGUUGCCCACACUGCUGCUAUUAGAGGUGAAAGUUAUCCAUUGAGGCCUCCUUCAAUAUCAACUUUAGAAUCAAAUUCGUCUUCAGUUUCAUCAAGUAUACCAGAUAUCGAUAGAGCUUUAGAAGAACUUCAUUUAAAUGCUAACACAACAGAUAUGCUAACAAUUGUGAGAGCCAUGGCAAGGCCUGAAUCAGGUUUGGAGAUUCGAGAUCGUCUAUGGUUAAAAAUAACUAUCCCAAAUGCCUUUAUUGGGGCAGAUGUUGUGGAUUGGCUGGAGAGCCAUGUCGAAGGUUUAAGUGAUAAACGGGAUGCUAGGAAAUAUGCUUCCCAAAUGCUAAAAGCAGGUUAUAUUAAGCACACUGUAAACAAAAUAACAUUUUCCGAACAGUGUUACUAUGUGUUUGCUGACCUUCUAUCAGCAGAAUUUGGAACACUGAAAAUUGACGAUAUGGCAAACGGUGAUCACGACACGGUUGGACCUUUACCGCCUCCAAGCGGAGGGCCACUUCACUGGCCUCCGCCAGGUGGAGCGCCGCAUCCAUAUGCGACGACAUUCUUACCAUACACACCUCUGCCGUACUCGCAAUGUUACACAAACGAGCCCUCAAUUUAUGGAUACGCUCCACCUCCGCCACCUCUUUUACCUCAUGUUGAAGAAAGCGUUCACAGUGGAGGUUCUGGAAGUUCGAAUGGUAGCGGAGGGUCCAGGGUGAAGAAUAAUGGGGGCAGUGGAGGUCAAAAGAGCUCAGGGAGCGACAGGGCGACACAGGUUCGAAGCAACUCGAGGUCGAGUGGCUCUUCAGCAGCGACAGCCACGCCGUUGCAGGUCGAUCCCCAGCCGGCGAACACCGAUAUCAGUGGAAGUAGGCAAUCUUUUAGGAUAGCUAUGGGCAACCCGUGUGAGUUUUUUGUAGAUGUUAUGUAGCUUAAUGCGCUUGACUAUUAUUUUUCAAUAGUUGCGAGUAAGGAAAAAGAAGUGACAAAUAACAAUUCUUUUAGAUUGCAUGAACAUUUUCAUUUUCAUUAAUUUGGGUUUUUUUUGUUUUUGGUGUUAGUGCAUGAUAGUGUGUACUAGAUGUAGAUAAUUUUGUAAUAUUUCAUCUGUAGCUUUAUUAGUGUUUGUAUUUUAAUCAGAAGUUAAUGCUGUGUCUUCACUUAAUUUUAUUUAUUUUUUUGGUUUGCCAUAUAUUAUUGUUUAUAAUAAUUUAGUGUCUCGUAACAGUUUAUUUUUGCCUGAAAUGCACUUCAUUCCUUGCACGACUCACAAUCACUACUUCACAUUGAUAUUUCAAUUAUGUAAUAAUUUUGGAAUUUCUGUGUGCAGGAAAUUGAGGACAUAUGAAAAAAUAUAUGCUCAACGUUAAUACCGAAGACACGGCAUAACUUUCAUGUUAAACCCCAAAAAAAGAAAGAAAGAAAGCGCAAAAAAAACCAAUAGAGAGUUGUAUAUAGUAUUUAUAUUAAUUUUAUAUCCAUAUUGAAUAAUUUAAAAUUGUAAUAUUAAAAAUAGUAUUUGGAAUUAAUUGAAAAAAAAAGUUUUCAUGGGUUAGAUUAUAAAGUCAGACGGGUGCCCUAGAAGAGAAAAUUAUUUACUAAUCUUUUUAAUUAAUUCUUAAUAUUUAAUAUUAUAAAAGAUUAAACUUUUGUAUAUAAAAAUCAAAUAUAUAUUAAUGUAUAAUUUUGUAUAAUUUCAAAAUAAUUGUGAAAGAUAUAUUAAGGAAAAAGAGGGUAUUUUUAUUAUUAUUGUUCAUUUACAGUUAUUUAUAGUCAAAAUAGUGAUGUGGCUUUAAUUUUUAAAUUUUGCGUUUAAAUUUUGUUGUUCGUUAAAAUAAAUGUAAGGUUAUAUAUGAGAAUUGGGUUGCUCUUCAUUUUAGAAACGUUCCAUCGGGACAGUCGUCAAUUCUGAAAAUCUAUUUUUAUUUGUUUAAAUUAUUAGAAAGUAAGAACAAGUAGAUUAGUAGCUCAAACAGUAUAAUAAAAUGGUGCUAAAUGGAUAUAUUUUUAUAUUGUACUACUUUCGAUUAUUCUCAGGCUGUGGUGUGCUCUAAAAAAUAGAUUUUUAUAUUAAAAAAAACAUGAUGAAAUGAAGUUCAUGUUUUGGAAUCAUCUUGUACGAUAUUCUUAAUAAAGCAGCCUGAUUUAUUUUUAGUUCACCUGUUUUUACAUCUUAGAGGCCCAAUUACUCUAUUUGUAAGCAGUCCUUCAUCUCGAUUUAUUUUCUACCGAGAGGAUUUCAAUUUAUUAUUUUUUAAAAAUUCAAGGAAAACAAUUGAAAGAUAAGGCUGUUUUAUAAUAUGACCUUACAUAAUGUAUAUGCCUUUCUUCUUUUUUUUUACUCAGUGAAAUUCACUUAUGAAAAUCAUGAUAUGAGGACAGUUAUGAUGAAAUUUUUUUAAAAAGACUGAAAGCGUGUGUCGCAGACACCGAAAAAAGAACAUGUUUUGAAUUCCCAAUUCUUUUUUACUAAUGGCCGACCUUAGAGCGGGGAGGGGAGUUAUUUUUAUAGGGAUUUAAAAAAAAAGACAUCCCUAAAACAAAAAUUAUGUGGGAAUUAGCAGAAAUGUUUAUUAACGCACAUUUAUUCAAAUUUUAACUUCCACACAAAUUUCCUAUGAAUUGUAUACUUGACACCAAUGAGCUUAAUAACUACUAUUAUUAAUUUUACAAAAUCAAUCGUCUUUUUUUAUUGUAAGUGUUUUGGCAAGUUUACCAUGUUUAGUGUGUUAUUCAAAUUGUGCCAAGUUUUACUCAUUUAUACUUUUUUUAUUUGUACCCAUUAUAUAAGUUAAUGUUACUAACUAUUAUUAUACAUAUCUUUGUAAUGAUGCUGGAUAUCAGUUUUUUACCAGCAGAAUGUUUUUAUUGUUCCCGUUUACUUUUGUUAUCGUCAUAUCUGUGUUGAAAAUUUGUUUGUUGUUACUUUGUAAAAUUUUAUUUGGAGACACUGCUUCAUCAGCACAGAAUUUUGGUUGUACUAUUUCUCUUUUCUAUGCCGGAAAAAUGUUCAAACUAAGGUAAAGAAUUUUUUAAAGGAUAAAAGAAGUCAACUGUGUUUUGAUAUAUCUUUAUGUACUUUGCUGUAAUGUGUGGUAGUAUGUAGUUCCUGUCCACUUGUUUUUAUUUAUUUAUUUUGUUAUGAAAGCAAAUGGAAACAACAAGAAACAAAGAGAAAUGUUUAACUGAAACAAGUUCAGUGUUAAAAGCCAUGUGUAAAUAAACAAAUCCAAAUUUAA